Acanthamoeba castellanii str. Neff is the source of this 444-nucleotide messenger RNA. RefSeq lists its product as uncharacterized. The coding region runs from base 1 to 444 and encodes 147 amino acids. The transcript is spliced from 3 exons. NCBI's taxonomy places the organism in Eukaryota, Discosea, Longamoebia, Acanthamoebidae. The record is from RefSeq and is a predicted model, not a curated record.
AUGGACGAGGAGGCGAAAGAGGAGCGCUUCGUGGAGGAGGCACCGCACCACGCGGGCGCAGGUGGGCCAACGAGGCCUCCACGUCAGCUGGUUCUUCGCACUGCACCCGCCUCGCGACGUGCCAUCGUGCUGCUGGGGGGCGAAGCGGCGACGGUGGAGAGGGAGGUCCCCCUCGCGUCCCUGGUGGGCUGGGGCGCCACCAACCUCGGCAUCGACCUCAACUUUGGCCCGGGAGUGCCGGGACUGUUCUUUGCGACGCGGCGAGCGUCGGAGGUGAGCGACGUGCUUCUGCGCACCCUCAGCCUCAUGCGCGACGAACGCGAGCGAGAGACGGCGAGCGCACCGUCACCAGCGGAAGAAGCAGAGGCAGGGGACGAGGCGCAGGUGACCAUCUCCAUCGAGCCCGUGCGGCCCGUCCCACCCUACGCGGGCACCAAAUACUGA